ACACGUCGCUUAAACGCAUAACUAUUAGACCAUUUUGAACUAAGCAGGUGAAAUAUAUUUUGUGUAUACAUAACUUUAAAUGCAUGCCGACAUUUUCUUUCCAUCAAAAGACGCGCUAGACUCUGACAAGAAGAUGUCUGUGAGACGGGACUUUAUCUGUGGUCAAUUGUUUGGCGUGCUUUUAGUCUGUGCUGGUUUUGUCGGAGGAAUUAUUGUUGGUAUCUACGUUUAUCAUGGAGGACCGGAUAGUGAAGUUACUUGUAAGAACCUACCAGACUGGCUUAAAGAUGGAGAAAAAACUACGAAGUAUGUCCAAACAAAGUAUACAACAACUUCUCCAUCUACUGUAGUGACAGAAAUGGAAAAGAAGACUUUUACCUACACCAUUAACAAUCAAAUACAAGAGCCAUAUUUCAACAACAGCGUUACCAUGGAGAUCGAGAACCAUAAUCCGCUUAUCUACUAUAUGGAAAAGUCUGUUGAUGAAGAUCCUGAAGUUUUCACAAGAUUCAAAACUACUUACUUCUCACAGUUAGGAUACUUUAUCGACUCUAUCAAUAGUAUAGCUGGAAACUUUGCAGACGAUAAAACCUACUGGCAAAUAUUUAAUAAUUCAGGGCCUCUAAAAGUUGGUGUUAGUACUUACAUUCCAAUGGAUGGAGACGUCGUGCUAUUCAAUUUUACUGUAUAUUCUAAUGACACUCAUUCGUGGAAAUAGAAGAAGUGUACAUCAGUAGCGACAGACAUAUAUUCAAACGGCUUAACAAAACAACACUUAGAUGUUCU
Messenger RNA from Mercenaria mercenaria, 786 nucleotides. Its product is annotated as cobalamin binding intrinsic factor-like. The transcript is spliced from 5 exons. The record is from RefSeq and is a predicted model, not a curated record. NCBI's taxonomy places the organism in Eukaryota, Metazoa, Mollusca, Bivalvia, Venerida, Veneridae. Bases 80 to 718 code for a protein of 212 amino acids.